This is a messenger RNA of Saccostrea cuccullata (small rock oyster), 1779 nucleotides long. RefSeq lists its product as uncharacterized. The coding region runs from base 5 to 1699 and encodes 564 amino acids. NCBI's taxonomy places the organism in Eukaryota, Metazoa, Mollusca, Bivalvia, Ostreida, Ostreidae. The transcript is spliced from 11 exons. The record is from RefSeq and is a predicted model, not a curated record.
ACAAAUGAACUUUUAUUUCAGCAUGGCUUUCUUACAAGAAGAAACUGAAGACAUGGAGUAUGAAUAUAACUCUUGUGACAGUGAAGAUGAAGAAGAGGUAAGUAAAGUUAUAAAGGAUAUCUUUGGUGAUGAAGAACACCAUGAAGAGGAUGCGGAUGAUGAGAAUAUGGACGAGAAGUUAGAGAACGAUGACAAUCCUCUGUGGAAUGAUUUUCAGUAUAUGAGUGAAGAGUAUGCUUUACUGAAAGAAAGGAAGUUUAUAGUUGGAGAGAAGACCAUCAUAGAUUUGCUGAAGAGAGUUAAGUGUGAGCAGUGUGAAGGAGGGAUAAUCUCGUCUAGUAUUGAAGAAGGGGAGGCUAUUGCAGCUGGAAUUAAGUUCAAGUACAAAUGCGUCAAUGGACAUCCUGGGAAAUGGAUUUCUACUCCAUUUUAUGGAGGUAGAAGUUUCAUCAGCAUGAUGUUGCAACUUAUGGUGCUUUUAUCUGGAGCAACAUUUGAACAGUUUGCCAUAGGAGCAAAGUUUGUGAAUUUAGUGAUUGGGAGUGCCAGUAACUUUUACAAAAUGCAACGCCAGUAUAGAGUUGCAAUAGAGAAAUAUUUUCGAUGCCAUAUGGAGAAAAUGAGGAGAUCUUUAGGAGGGUUACCUGUUAGUGUUGCAGUGGAUGUAAGAUAUGAUACUCCAGGUUUCUGCGCAAACAGAUCUACUGCUGUCUUUAUGGAUGUUGACAAGAAAAUCAUUAUCCAUAUGGAGGUAGGUGACUCAAGGGAGGUUGAUAGGAGGAGCCCACGAAUGGAAAAGCUUCUAAUUGAACGAGGCCUCACUUUCCUGGUUUCAAAUUCACCAAUUGUGGUAUGGGAAGUGAUAUCUGAUGCCAGUAAAACAGUUAUUUCUAUUUUGAAAUCUGAGCCAUUUCAACACCUACAACACAGUCUAGAUGUAUGGCACAAAUCAAAAAGACUGGCAUCUACUUUGGGGGACCUUGCAAAGAAAUCCACAUUCAAAGCACUCCUUCCUUGGAUUAGACCCAUCACAAACCAUUUUUGGUGGUGUUGCAAUACCUCUAAGGGAAACACAAACAAACUUUUGAAGAGAUGGAUGACAAUAUUAUACCACGUCAACAACAAACAUAUUUGGCCUGGAGGAAGAUGUCAUCAUCCCGAGGGAUUACAGAAUCCAGAAGGAGCUAAAUGGCUGCAAAAAGAUUCAUCAGCAUACAAGGAGUUAAGAAAGGUAGUUUUGAACAGAGAUUGGUGUGGCUCUAUAAAGUACUACACACACUGUAGACAGACAUGGGCUGUGGAAAACUUCUUUAGCCACACCCUCCUCCACUACUGCCCCAAGCAGAAUUCCUUCUCAUAUGAUGCAUAUCAUAUAAGAAAUAUGUUGGCAGUUUUAGACUACAAUAACCAUGUUGGAAGGGCAGUGCGUGUCACAGAGGAUGGUCAACCCUAUGCUCAAGCACAGGUGUCAAGACGGACCAAACAGUGGGUUGCCUAUGAGAAGAAGUGCCCAAAAGACUUCAAAUAUAUUCCAGAACUGAUGUCUGUGUGCUUAAGAGAGACGUAUGGUAAACCGUUGUACACCUACACGAACAGUGACAAGGAAAUAAGUUUAAGGUCUUCUCAGCCUAACCUCUCUGGAAUGAUCACUCCAUCCUCAAAGACUCUCUUAGCAUGUAUGAAAAGCAGGAAAAAAUAAGGUAAUGCAUGUUGAAUUUUGGUUGGUAAUUUAUAAGCAAAUACUCUUUGUAACUUGAUGUGUAAUAAAUCAAUUUGGAU